UGAAAGAGCAAGAGGAGUUUAACAGCAUUAUCUCAGUCUGUACGCCUGAAACACAAGGAGUAAAAGAUUAACCUGGAGGUGAACUAUGGCCCUGUCCAGCUGUCCACCGCAAAGGUUUAUUAAGAACACCAAUCUGGCGGACUGGAAGAUGAUUGACUCGGGGGGGUUUGGAAAUGUCUUCAAAGCCAGGCAUCGUCAGUUGUGCUCCAAUGUGGCCAUUAAAAUUCUUCACGUUGAUGAUGGUAAAUCCUUGCUGCGGGAGAUCAACAUGAUGCGUCAAGUGAGCGGUCCGUAUGUUAUUCACGUCCUCGGGGUCUACGAGGAUCAACUGCCAUUUCAUCCCCAAUCAUCGAUAAAGCUUGGUCUGGUCAUGGAGCUCAUGGAGAGAGGAUCUCUGGCGUCUCUGCAGAAAACCCUCACUGGAACGCCACCCUGGCCACUAGUGUUCAGACUGGCUCACCAAGUGGCUCUGGGUAUAAACUUCCUCCACAGUUUGUCGCCUCCUGUGCUCCACCUGGACCUGAAGCCUAGUAAUGUGCUGCUGGACACUUCUCUCAAUGCCAAGCUUACAGAUUUUGGCCUUUCCAGGUUUUAUCACAGUCACACUCGGCUUUCCAAGAAGGACAACGAAGAAGAAGGAGGGACACUUCCGUACAUGCCACCGGAGGCUUUUGACUUAACAUACAAACCUACCAAAGCCUCCGAUAUCUACAGUUAUGGCAUACUUCUAUGGUCUAUUGUUACAGGGAGAAAACCGUAUGAAAAUGCACUAUCCACCAUCGUCCGCCUUCGGAUCCCAGAGGGACAACGUCCAUCGCUGGAUGAGAUAAGACACCAAUUUUCUGGACUUGCAGGCUCGGAGGGUUUGAUGAACGUCAUGGUGAAAUGCUGGGAAGGAAAUCCAGAACAAAGACUCUCCUCCCUUGAGUGUACAACUUCCACAGAAGAAUUGUACAAAGUGCACAAACAUGCGAUUAAUGACAUUGUCCAUCAAGUGCUCAAGAAACUGGACCAACAGGAAGAAGCAUUGAUAGAGCAGCUGGAGGGGGUUCAUAUCACUGAGACUCCAGUAAGUGCCAGAGGUGGAGGAGGGAAUCUUUACGCUAGUGUGCCAACAGGGCAACCGCCAGUUCAGGAAAUGGCUGGUGGUUGGACUGGAGACCAAAAAAACACACCUAGAUUCAAAGAUCCCCCAUCUCAAAGGCCGAUAAAUACGCCUGAGGUCGACUAUAGCCGCUCAUCAAUGUACCAUAAAGUGAUGAAGUCGUCUGUUCUCCCCAUUGUCUCUGCAGCACAGACUCCUACGAGAGUGCCAUCAAUUCAAGGCACAGCAAGAUACAAACCCCAGGAGUUCAUACGUAAGUGCUCGUUCUCCAACUUUCUCCCCUGCUACUCUCCCCCUCCUCCACAUGAAUUUUACAUCACGAUGAGCGAUGUGACAGGAAUUCAGUACGGCAACAACAACACCAUGCACAUCACCACCACGGCCCCACACGAGAGGAAGCGGCAUCCAACAGCACCACCCAGUGUCAACUUACCUCAGACACCACCCAGAGGCAGAAGAGAUAUGAAAGGAGCCUGAAUGAGCCUGAGAGUUCAUUCUGGACAUGGGAGAGUUUUUCAAAGUUAUUCAAAGAGUCGGAGGACCUCAGGCCAGGGGUGUGCACAGACAUUUCUGGGGGACAGGGGCUCGUGGAAACACCCCACCUUCAGAUACACUCAAACUCUCUAUAUACACCCUGAGGUUGCCAUCGCAGCAUUAGAAAUGAAGAAAAACUGUUGUCAACUCUUUGAGGACGCCUCUGAACCAAGACGUUUUAAAAAUAUAUUAUCCGUACAGUUGUUACGAUCAGUUGAUACAUUUGAUCUUAAGUUUCUGAAGAAGCAAUGAAGCCCUGACAGAAUACCAGCAUGAGAAGAAGCCUGAUUGAUUUAUUGUUGAAGUUAUUUCAGAGACCAUGAGAAUGACUGACUUAGAUUUGGUUCGUUUCUGAGCUUUAGCAUAAAAACGGACUCUUUCAUGUUGAUUUUGCUCCAGUUAAACUAUCUGAAGGCAGAUUGUUUUGUAGUGCUGUCCAACCCUAACUCUGAAGUGAUGCCAAAUUUACUCAGAGCCGCCGAUUUGCAAAACAAACACACCCCACCGAGCUGCUGUACUGUAAAUCUGCAAGGAAAACAACUUUUCAGCCUCCA
This is a messenger RNA of Notolabrus celidotus (New Zealand spotty), 2193 nucleotides long. It is a transcript of the gene ripk3, whose product is annotated as receptor-interacting serine-threonine kinase 3. The transcript is spliced from 13 exons. Gene Ontology annotation, molecular function: JUN kinase kinase kinase activity; ATP binding. Bases 86 to 1582 code for a protein of 498 amino acids. NCBI's taxonomy places the organism in Eukaryota, Metazoa, Chordata, Actinopteri, Labriformes, Labridae. Gene Ontology annotation, biological process: protein phosphorylation. The record is from RefSeq and is a predicted model, not a curated record.